UUGAGACUUAACUGUCGGUCAGAAUUCCUUUCUCGGCGCCCACACUGGGCGGAAACAGAGGGGGUUUCCGCCCAGGGGCGCCCAGGUCCGCAGAUCCGACCUCCAAUUCAAUGCUGGGCGCCCUCUCACCGCAAAGGCCAGAAAUCCGGAGAGGGGGAGAAGUGGGGUGGAGAAGGGUCCCCAGGGGAGCCCGUAGCUACCCCCUGCGCGGUGCCCGGCCGCGCUCACGAACGCGCACACACGGACGCGCACCCGCGCAGCUAACACUGAGUACUUGGUGCAAGCUGCCGUUUUAAGCGCUUCCUUUUUGCCACGCACUAUUUUAACCUCUAGCCAGGAUGCCUCCCACUCAGGCAGAAUGUGUUAUAAAGAAUAUCAUUCGAGAAAUAGGACAAGAAUGUGCAGGCCAUGGAGAGAUUGUUUCUGAAACUCUGGCUGCUUUUGUGGUGAAAGCUGUUGUCUUAGACCCAAGUAAUGGCUUUAACAUGGAUAGACCCCUCGUGAAAAGUGAUGUACAGAAACUUGUUAAGCUUUGUGUGUCUCGGCUGUUGGAUAGUAAAAAUCCAUCCCUGGACACCAUUAAGAUGCAAGUCUACUUUGAUAUGAAUUAUACAAGUCGAGAGGAAUUUCUUGAAGAACACCACCGAGUCUUGGAGUCUAGGUUAGGCUCCGUCAUGAGAGAAAUUACAGAUAACAGAGCAUGUACCAGAGAAGAAUUAGAAAGCCUCUACCGAAAGAUUGUCAGCUAUGUGUUACUGCGCUCCGGGCUGGGAUCUCCUACCGAUAUCAAGAUUGUUAGAGAGGCAACAGCUGCCCUGCAGAGCAUUUUUCCUCAGGCUGAGCUUGGGACGUUUCUAACACUUUCUAAGAAGGACAAAGAACGCCAGCUGAAAGAAUUCACCAUGAUUGUUACAGGGAUUCGCUUAUUUAACCGAGACUGUGGAAAGGGAGGAGAAGGCAUUGAUGACUUGCCGGCCAUUCUGCGUGAAGCAAUUCCAGCUACCACACAGCACAUCGACAGCCAACUUCAGACUGCCCAGGACCAGGCAUACCGCUACACGGCCAUCCUCGAGAAGGCGGCCAGCAACCCAUUCCUGAGCAUGGAACUUCAGCCAUCCAUGUUAAAAGAAGCACUGUACAAUGUGCGGCAGUAUGAGAUCUUCCUUCAGAUCAUUCUGUCAGAUAUAAUUACCUGUGCUCAAGAGGUAGAACUGAUGAUAAAGAAGUUAGGAGCCCAACUGGAACAAUUAAAAAUGAUUGUAAAAUCAAAGACAGCUGUCCCAACAUCACAAGUCUUUCCCAUCUUCAUCGCACUUUCCAACCUGUGGACUAGCUUCCAGGACGAAAUUGUUUUGAUUAGUGUCCUCAGUAAUUUAACAACUCGCCUUGAACCAUUCCUGGGUACUCAUGAACUACUCUUUCCUGAGAAAGUCAUGCAGAAUCUUCUUGAUGGGCUGACUGUGAAAACUGAUGUGUCUAGAGUGAAAGAACACCUGGAAGAUAGAGUACAUCUGGUAGAUUUCAGAAAACAAGAAUGGCUUUUCCCAGAAACAACAGCAAAUUUUGAUAAGUUGUUAAUUCAGUGUCGUGGAUUUUGUCCUUAUACAUUUGCUACAGCAGAUGGUCUUCUCCUUCCAGGAAAUCCAGCAAUUGGGAUUUUGAAAUAUAAAGAAAAGUAUUACACUUUCAAUACCAGAGAUGCUGCAUACUUAUUUGCAGAAAAUCCUGAAAACUAUAUUGGUUUAAUUAAAGAAAAGGCCAAAAAAAAUGCAGAAUUAAUUCAGCUCCUGGAACUUCAUCAACAGUUUGAAACCCUCAUUCCAUAUUCUCAGAUGAAGGAUGUUGACAAACAUAUAAAACCAAUUACAAUGUCUGAAAGUAGCACACAGACGGAUACGCACAUAUUGCCACCAACAAUUAUGAGAUCAUAUGAGUGGAAUGAAUGGGAAUUAAGAAGAAAAGCUAUAAAAUUGGCCAAUUUGCGUCAGAAAGCUACUCACUCAGUACAAACUGAUCUCAGUCACAUGAGAAGAGAAAAUUGUUCACAGGUGUACCCACCCAAGGAUGUUGGCACGCAGUCUAAGAGAGAAGGCAGCAGUCGAGUGCCCAGGCCCCAGAUUUAUAUAGCUGGUCUCCGUGGAGGACAGGGUAAAGUCACCUCUGGGGUCAAGGUGAACUUAACUAGAGCUGUUGAUGAGACAUAGUUACAGAGUGAAUUUUCGAAGGAGAUCUCACCAAGUUAUGAGUGGAGGCCAAUAUUGACAAGUAUCUUUGCGUCCCUGAAAAUUAGUUAAUUUUGUGGGUCUGGCACAUUCAUCAGUUGUGUGAGUGCUUUCUGGAUUCUCAUGUGUAUUCACUUCAACCUACUACAGAAAACUAGAAGUUGUUUCCUGUAACACAUUUUGCAUUGUAUUAAAAUUGAAAAGUAAAA
Mustela lutreola (European mink) is the source of this 2431-nucleotide messenger RNA. It is a transcript of the gene CFAP206, whose product is annotated as cilia and flagella associated protein 206. Gene Ontology annotation, biological process: regulation of flagellated sperm motility; regulation of cilium beat frequency; sperm axoneme assembly. The record is from RefSeq and is a predicted model, not a curated record. Gene Ontology annotation, cellular component: axoneme; ciliary basal body. The transcript has 13 exons. The coding region runs from base 339 to 2204 and encodes 621 amino acids. NCBI's taxonomy places the organism in Eukaryota, Metazoa, Chordata, Mammalia, Carnivora, Mustelidae.